UGGCAGACAAGCGACAGACAGGAGAGACAAGCCGCUACUGUCUUGUCUCUGAAUGUUGUGUGGUUGUCGCCGUACUCCCUAGCCGUACCUCUGUGAAGGAGUACAUGCUCGCACGUCCAGUGCACUACCGAAGUACUAGAAGGUGCUCUGUAGUAAGGCACACCUUGGACAGGGGGCAGCUGAGUAGGGCGAUACGCCAACUCACCGCUCAUUUCCAGGUUCGCGAUGGUUACUGGCGGUGGUAUUGGUGGUCAAGUGCGGCGUUGUCGGCGGUGCUGAACUUGAUCUGAUGGUUGCCCACGCUGGGCGAUGAUGUAAGUCG
This is a messenger RNA of Colletotrichum acutatum, 322 nucleotides long. RefSeq lists its product as uncharacterized. The annotation marks the transcript as partial. NCBI's taxonomy places the organism in Eukaryota, Fungi, Ascomycota, Sordariomycetes, Glomerellales, Glomerellaceae. The record is from RefSeq and is a predicted model, not a curated record. The transcript has a single exon.